Molecule: messenger RNA, 1770 nt
Organism: Parnassius apollo (apollo)
Lineage: Eukaryota; Metazoa; Arthropoda; Insecta; Lepidoptera; Papilionidae
Source: the annotation of a GenBank genome assembly
UUGGUACUGACCGACGAUAUCCGGUGGCAGUGGUGGCGCGUUUGGCGGGCGGUGUGCGAACAUAAUGUGCGUUGCGUGCGCACCGCCGUCCAGCGCCACGCUGUGCAGCGUGUCGAAGUACGAGUCCACGUAGUAGAGGCGACGCGCCGGCGCAAGCAGCGCCAUGGCGCCCGGCCGCCGCACGCGCCGUCGCAGCAGCGCGCGCACCCGCGACCCGUCCAGCGCACCGGCCAGCAGCGCCGGCUCCGCGCCGCGCUCCGACCACACCACCUCUCUGCAUCAACACACACACCGCUUGUUACAUCUCACACGUACACACACCGCUCGUUACGUCCAGCGAACCGGGCAGCAGCGCCGUCUCCGCGCCUCGCUCCGACCACACCACCUCUCUGCAUCAACACACACACCGCUUGUUACAUCUCACACGUACACACACCACUCGUUACGUCCAGCGCACCGGCCAGCAACGCCGGCUCCGCGCCGCGCUCCGACCACACCACCUCUCUGCAUCCACACAUAUACCGCUCGUUAUGUCCAGUGCACCAGCCAGCAGUGCCAGCUCCGCACCGCGCUCCGACCACACCACCUCUCUGCAUCCACACAUACACCGCUCGUUACGUCCAGCGCACCAGCCAGCAGUGCCAGUUCCGCGCCGCGCUCCGACUACACCACCUCUCUGCAUCCACACAUACACCGCUCGUUACGUCCAGCGCACCAGGCAGCAGUGCCAGCUCCGCGUCGCGCUCCAACCACACCACCUCUCUGCAUUCACACAUAUACCGCUCGUUACGUCCAGCGCACCAGCCAGCAGUGCCAGCUCCGCGCCGCGCUCCGACCACACCACCUCUCUGCAUCCACACAUACACCGCUUGUUACAUCUCACACGUACACACACCGCUCGUUACGUCCAGCGUACCCGCCAGCAGCGCCGGCUCCGAGCCGCGCUCCGAUCACACCACCUCUCUGCAUCCACACAUACACCGCUCGUUACGUCCAGCGCACCAGCCAGCAGUGCCAGCUCCACGCCGCGCUCCGACCACACCACCUCUCUGCAUCCACACCAUACACCGCUCGUUACGUCCAGCGCACCAGCCAGCAGUGCCAGCUCCGCGCCGCGCUCCGACCACACCACCUCUCUGCAUCAACACACACACCGCUUGUUACAUCUCACACGUACACACACCGCUCGUUAAGUCCAGCGCACCGGCCAGCAGCGCCGGCUCCGUGCCACGCUCCGAAUACACCACCUCUCUGCAUCAACACACACACCGCUUGUUACAUCUCACACGUACACACACCGCUCGUUACGUCCAGCGCACCGGCCAGCAGCGCCGGCUCCGCACCGCACUCCGACCACACCACCUCUCUGCAUCCACACAUAUACCGCUCGUUACGUCCAGCGCACCGGCCCGCAGUGCCAGCUCCGCGCCGCGCUCUAACCACCUCUGCAUCCACACAUACACCGCCGUACGUGCGCCCGCCAGCAGUGCCAGCUCCGCGCCGCGCCCGACCACACCACCUCUCUGCAUCCCCACAUACACCGCUCGUUACGUCCAGCGCACCAGCCAGCAGUGCCAGCUCCGCGCCGCGCUCCGACCACACCACCUCUCUGCAUCCACACAUACACCGCUCGUUACGUCCAGCGCACCAGCCAGCAGUGCCGGCUCCGCGCCGCGCUCCGACCACACCACCUCUCUGCAUCCACACAUACACCGCUCGUUACGUCCAGCGCACCAGCUAGAAGUGCAACACGCUUUGCACAAAAAAUAA